AUGAAGGGUAUUGGGCUUAGAUUCAUCUCAACCACCCUCGUUCAACAAGCGAGUCUUGACGAUGAAGAUGAUAAUAAUCACAGCGAGUUAAUCAGUGAGCGACUCGAGUUGACUCCGAGCGAUCUUGGACACCUCAAACUUCAGUACAUCCAAAAUGGUCUUCUUUUUCAUCACAAGCCGCCGUCAGAUACCAACUUCGUACGCCACUUAGCAGCCACUUUGUCUCGUACCUUAGAUAUUUUCUAUCCUCUCGCCGGCCGACUCGUCAUCACCAGGAACGACGAUGAAACCGCUUGUUUCCACGUUGAAUGUAACGGAUCCGGAGUCCUUUUCAGCCACGCCGUCACUGAUGGCGCCGCGGUGGCUGAUAUUAUCGGCGACUCAGUUAUUGUCCCAAACGACUUUGUGUACUCUCUUUUUUUAUUGAACGGAGUUUCGAACUACGAAGCCGCCGUUUCGAAACUCCCUUUGGUAGCUGUGCAGGUAACCGAACUCGUCGACGGUUUCUUCAUCGGGUGUAGUAUGAAUCAUGUCGUCAUUGACGGCACGUCGUUCUGGAACUUCUUCAACGUGUGGUCGGAAAUCUCACGCGACGGCAGCUACUACAACAACAACGACGUCGUUUUGAGUACAGACCGCCGCGACUUCUUUCUUGGUCUCCCGAUCCGAGUCCCCUCCGUCGUAGAGCUUCCUCAACCAACCUCAUCAUCAUCAGCUGAUCAUCUACAGCAAAUGAUGAUCCAUUUCUCCAAGAAAAGAAUUGUUGAGCUCAAGGCAAAAGCCAACGCCGAGAUGGGGUUCACCACCAAUAACGAGAUCUCUUCCCUUCAAGCGCUCAUGGCUCAUCUAUGGAGAUCCGUGACACGUGGCAGAGACCUCAACGCCGACGAAGAUGUCCAUUACAUAGUAACAGUGGGGCUGAGGUCAAGACUACUCCAGCCGGCGCUGCCAGAAGGGUACCUGGGAAACGCGGUCCAUGGUAUUAAUGUACAAUGCAAAGCAGGGGAGCUAUUGGAUCGUGGAUUGGGGUGGGCGGCGGCGCAGAUUAAACAAGGGAUUGGUUUGGUUACACCGACGGAAGCGAGAAAGAAGUUGGAGGAUUGGGUUAAGAGCCCUAGAUUAUCAGACAUGAGGAGAGUACCUCGAAACUUAGUGAUUAGUGGUGGUUCGCCUCGGUUUAAUGUUUACGGUAAUGAUUUUGGUUGGGGAAGUCCGGUGGCAGUUCGAAGCGGUCCGGCGAAUAAGUAUGACGGCAGUCUAACGCCGUAUUCAGGGGCUGAAGAAGGAUCUGUUGACUUUGAAGUUUGUAGUAGUCUUUCUCCCGCUACACUACUUGAUUAUAUACUUAAUUGAGCCUACAGGAGACGAUUGUACUUCUUUUCUGUUUUUUUUUUUUUUUUGGCUUAAUUCAUCAGUCACAAAAUUUGGCUUAAUUAUAUACAAUUGCAUUUUUGUGUUGUUUUGCUUAAUGAUUGUAUUACUUUGUUGGGUGGUUGAGGUUUUGCAUCUUAUUCUACGGAAUUCCUUUCCUUUUUCAAAGAAAUUGCACGCACAAAAUUUACGUUACUAUUAUUUGUACUGAGAUUCAG
Molecule: messenger RNA, 1589 nt
Organism: Humulus lupulus (European hop)
Lineage: Eukaryota; Viridiplantae; Streptophyta; Magnoliopsida; Rosales; Cannabaceae
Exons: 1
Coding region: 1-1353 (450 amino acids)
Source: RefSeq, a predicted model, not a curated record